Molecule: messenger RNA, 748 nt
Organism: Leptosomus discolor (cuckoo roller)
Lineage: Eukaryota; Metazoa; Chordata; Aves; Leptosomiformes; Leptosomidae
Source: RefSeq, a predicted model, not a curated record
GUGUGCUGGUCCUGGAGCCUCCGCGCUCUGCAAAUGAAGCCGCUCGCAGGGACCUGCCUGGGAGAGGGGGACGAGGAGGCGCAGGGACCCACCCAGGGGCGCCGGCGGCGGCAGCGGCAGAGGACGAGCUGCCAACCCAGCCCCUCGCCUCGGAGGUGCCAGGCACAGACAGGCGUGAGCUGGCUGUGUGCACUGGGGACAGUGACAGGACUGCAGAAGGUGGAUGCAGAAACCCCGGAGGAGCCACUACUGAGUUUCUCCAGUGAGUUCUCGGUGCUGGAGAGACUAGGCUUGCACAGGGUGGCAUUGACAGAGCAGGAUGUGGAGGCAGCCUUUGCCCACCUCGCCCUGGCUUUUCGCUGCGACGUGUUCACCCUGCAGCAACGGGUGCAGGUGGAGAAACGGGCCCGGGAUGCGGCAGAGGAAAACAUCCAGGAGGAGCUGGGGCAGUGCCGGGCUGCCCUGGAGAGGCUGGGCCCAUCCUGCACCGACACGGGCUGCAAGGAGACGCUGGAGCAGCUGCAGCGCAGCCUGGCUGUGCUGGCGGCCGCUGUCGAGCGGGCAACCAGCGCCGCGGAGAAGCUGGGGGCUGUACAUCAGGAGGCCCGGAUGAGCCGAGCAGCAGAGGUGAUGGUCCAGCACGUGGAGAACCUGAAGCGGCACCACAUGCGGGAGCACGCGGAGCUGGAGGAGAUGAAGCGCCUGAUCCAGCAAAACUCCCGCAACCGGCAGCUGGCGGAGACCCAGG